Alnus glutinosa is the source of this 1011-nucleotide messenger RNA. Its product is annotated as zinc finger protein 7-like. The coding region runs from base 278 to 880 and encodes 200 amino acids. NCBI's taxonomy places the organism in Eukaryota, Viridiplantae, Streptophyta, Magnoliopsida, Fagales, Betulaceae. The transcript has a single exon. The record is from RefSeq and is a predicted model, not a curated record.
GGUGAAUGAAAAGAGCACGAGGGAAUCCUAAGCUUUAUAUGGGCAACAACAUCAGACGACAGAAGCAUUUCCCCCAGAAAAAUUAUGCAUCACCUGGUGGGAGCACCAAAGAUAAUUGAGAUGAAACCCAAUAAUCCACUGCCCCUCCCUCCGUCUUUAUGCUUCUCUAUCUAGCCAUUAACUCUCUCCUAUUAAAGAGCAAGCACCCCCACUUAUUCAAGCCUCUGCAGGAUAAACUUCUAAAUAACCUUCCAGCUAAAUUGGAAGUGUUCCUGCUAUGACUUUCCACAGAGAGGAUGAAGAGGCAAAAAAGAUAUCAAAUAACAACCAAGAUGUAGAAUCCAAGACAAGCGAGAAUGAUGAAAUAGCUUCGGGAGAGGAUAACUUGGGGGAAUGGUUGAGUUUAGGCCUCAACAGAAACGAGUCCUCCACAGUUGGAGAUUCUGAUUCACAAUCAAAGCCUGCCAGUAACAAGGUUUUCUCUUGUAACUUCUGCAAGAGGAAGUUUUUUAGUUCACAGGCAUUGGGUGGUCACCAAAACGCGCACAAAAGAGAAAGAGGAGCUGCCAAGAGGCACCAGACUCACAAGAUGAUGAUGAUGACAACAACAGGGUUUCCCUUCGGUCCUCUAACGCCUCGAUCACUGGGUGUCCAGCCCCAUUCGCUUGUGCGCAAGCCGGGUAGUCAAGGGUCUGCCGUGGUAGCGCGAUUUGGUGAUGCGGCUGCCAAUGCAGGGUUUGGGAUGGCAUCGACACCCUUCAUGCUAGAAGAAGCAAUGGAUUUGAUUUGGCCAGGAAGCUUUCGCAUGGACAAGUUGCCUGCAGAGCAAUCAUCGGAUGAUCAUCAUGUACAUAAGCUUGACUUGAAUCUUCGGCUGUGAUAUAUCUAUAUAUAUAUACCUUAUACUUCUAUUGGUGCUUCAAUAUAUGUUGUCCUUUAAUCUCAUCCAUGUAAUAUGUUUCUUAUGUUCAUCCCUCAAAUAAAUAAAAUAUACUAACGUACUUAGGUGUA